Molecule: messenger RNA, 17595 nt
Organism: Paramuricea clavata
Lineage: Eukaryota; Metazoa; Cnidaria; Anthozoa; Malacalcyonacea; Plexauridae
Source: the annotation of a GenBank genome assembly
CCGCACUGAUAAUAUUGACGACGUUGCAUGCUGAGUUUAAGAUGGCGGUUCAAUGGCACAGAUCCAACAGCUAUGAAAGUGCCUUGACCGAGGACUGCGCUCUUGCUACAGAGAAGCUAUGUCCAUCAGUGACCAGAGUAUGCCGUGUUACAAAACCCAGGAGCAAUGCCGUACGAAUUUCACCGGAACAAGAUGUUUGGAAAGCAUGUACGCGAGAAUUAUUCCUUGAAUUUGUUGAUCUCACCUACAAAGUAAAACUCGCAAGAAAUGGUACGUCGAUUAAAUUUUUACCUUCUUCAUUUUAACUCAAAAAGUAUACAUGCAUUUUACAGGUUGCUAUUGUUACUAUAAAUUUUAUAUAGAAGAAUGUAAGUGUUAUAUUAAACCAAAUAUUGCCACGAACAUGUUCGGUUAUGCUUGGUGAGAUUUCGACACGUUUUCUUUCAUCGCAUGUCGUCAUAACAUUAGCCAUCAUCUGAUAACAUCAAACUUUCUUAAAAAUUGUACUGCUGCCUUUCUCGUGAAAGUUUCAAAACUAGUCAAGCAAUUGAGUGUGCAUCCUAUAACAACCGUACCGACGACAUGUAAGUCAGUCUCAAGUACUGGGGAAAAUGUCUCAUGCAGAUAACAGCUAAGCCAUUGAGGCAUUAUUCACUAUUUUAUUUAAAAGCGACAUGCUAUCGGAAUGGCCGUGUGAAUAGUCAACAAGAAGUUCUGCCGAUAUAAAUAGAUUUAUCCAGUACGACUGAGAAAGGGUUUUGUACGAAUUUUGUACAUUUAAUAUUUUUUCCUCAUUCAAAGACACGGAACGUGUCUUUACGAAUCCACGUUACGUAUACUGUAAUUAGUUUAAUUUAUUUAGAAUAAAGCGGCUUAGAACCGAGCGCAUGUUUUGAAUCAGUGUGAUCAAAACUCAGAACUCACACGGCUACGCUACAGUAAUUACCAUUUUGCUGCUUUGGUCAGAAUUGAAAGGAAGUUGCAUUUAAUUAUUAGCCAAGUUGCCGCCAAUAUGAGUUCUAUUGUUUGACUAUAGGUAUACUUGACAUUACACAGUACUUUCAGCUAAUGCUCGUCAUGCAUGCAUAACCUCUGUAAUCUGUAACGAAGAAAUUCAGUGUUAUUUGAAUGCAAUGGACAGUAGCUAUUGAUAUUUGUAGGAAAAUGCAAUGCAGGGCAAUGUAUAGGAGAGUUGAAUUUAAUUGUAUUGGCCUAUAUAUCCUUAUGUUUCUGGCCGCAGAGUCGUGAUUGGAGCCAAUUAGGAUGUUUCUUUCUAUUUUUAAUUAUUUGAGUCUCCCUAUACAUUUCGAUGCGAGGCUAGAGCGACGUUGAAGCGGUGGGACAUAAUAUAUGUCGACGUUGGAGCGGUCGGGCAUAAUAUGUCGCUCCCAAUGUCAAAUUACGGAUUACAAUGAUAUAUAAAAUACAUGAAAAUAAAUUACAUAUAACAUAGAUUUAAAUAAUUGCUGCAUCAGGAUUGCACCUAGUCCAUUCUGUCAAAAUUAACUUAAUUAAACGUCGCACUUACUAGCGCAAACAUUGACAUCGUGUGGGGCUUAAAAUUAAUCCCGUAUACCUCUAGUUAUAGUUAUAUACACAUGUAAUGAUGGAAUUUGGCCAAAUGUCAACAUGUACUUGGAAGUUAUCCUUGAGAUUUUGCCUGCAGCAAAUGCUUGAGUCUUAAGUGGAUAUUCGAUCGUAGUUGAAUUGGCUGAGAUAAGCAGAAAUACAAAAGAAAAUUUCAAAGAGCAUAAAGUCAGAUGUAAUCAUAGUUUUGCUUCGGUUUAGCCUUUAUGCUUAGAGGUGUGAUGUUGGUGUUAUUGUGAUUUUUUGCCCGAUACACAUUUAUAACAUUGCGAAUUAUUUAGGAACUUCUUUUUACCCCGGCCAAUAAUAGCUGUUAUAGACUUUGACCGGUAAUCAAAGUGGUGUUUGGACAUUUAAUUCAACAGAAUUCUUAGUUAUAUUGCCUUUAUAUUUACAUGUUGCUAUGCCUAUUUCCAUUUUGGUCGGAGAAGAAGAAGAUAUACAUAGACGCGCUUAAAUUAUCGCACGAGCCGGCAGCAGUUUGUGCAUGUAUGCAUGCGAUUUAGCUGGAAAACCAUUAUAAUUAUACAUACGUAUAUGUUGUUCUUAGUGUCAAACUCAAAUCAGACUGAUAUGUGAAAGAAAUUCAUGUAUGAAUACAAAUAAAAUAAGAUCUUUGAGGUAUAUUCAUGACUCCAGUAUUGAAUUCUGGUAUUGUAUACGACAUUUUCACAUUGUAAAUUCAAACGAGUCAAAAUUACCCAAACAUUUGUCUCCGUGAACAACUCUUUUGAGAUCGUUUUAACUCUUACGAUACUGAUAGCAGGGUCAAAUUAAUUAAAUUGAUCACUUGAGAAGAUACAAUUUAGCAAUAAUAUUUAUAGUUCGCAGCCUAAUUAUACACUCCCAACCUACCGCUUAACUGAAAAUCAGUUUUCUGCAUCCAUACCAUAAUUAUAAUUAUAUAACCAAUUAUAUUACUAUGCAGGGUGUAUAAAAAUAGUUCUCGAUUCAAACGUGAAUUCGUAAGGAACAAGCUUUAAAAAAUAUUUUAUAAGGAAUGGUAUAUUCCGAAAAUUGUUAACCAUGAAUGAUGCACCCCUUGGGCUUGGAAUAAAUUUUGUGAAAUGGUAUAUAAUUAUAAGGAUUUAAUCGACGGAUAGAUGGGCUCGUUUAAUUACUCGAUCUUUGCCAGAGUAUUUGUUAGAACUUAUGGCACAAACGACUUUUGAAAACUGUUCCCUAUGCAAAACGUGACCGAAAUAUUUUGACUUAAACGAAUCGUGGAAACAAAAAUGGAACGAUUCAUUACCUUCAGGCUGUUGAUGUACCAGUUAUGUUAGACGCCGGGGAGUCGUAUAAGGAAAAACUUUCUCUUUUCUGGAAACGAUUAUCAGGAGAGGACUGCAUGGACAUUGUUCUUCCUGUUAGAUCGAAGAGCUAGGGUUUGGGUGAGUGACCCCCAUCUAUACCUUAAUUAAAGCAACUUAUGAACAACAGCAGAGGUCCCUAUCUCGUGACAACCUCGAAUAAUUCAGACAGCUACGAAAUCAGUCGAGUGAAUCGUAAAGGGAAAACCUGCCGUGCUAUAUACUAGUACUAUACCAGGGGCAGGGAAGAGGAAAACACUUGAAGGAAAGCAAACCAUCAGCCUGGUGGAAAGAAGUGAAAAAACGUAGCAGUUUGUCUCCUGGCUUUGUUUCUCGUGACAGUAUCUCUAAGCCAUUACAAUAGCUAUAUGGGACACCCGAUGAAACUAGCCUAGCAAGCAUUAAAUUAACGAGGCCUUUCUUUCGCCAAUUCUUAUUAUCUCUCCUCUACCGGCUGAUUAGGAUUUCACCGAAGACUUGUUCGGUUGUUUAAAUACUUUAUUGGGUAAAUAUUAUAAUUAUUUAGAAAAGACGUACUAAUACUAUGCAUGCGAAGAACAAAUAUUACCCAAAUGGAAGAGUUGCGAACGGAACGUAAAUAAUUUGCGCUAUCCAUGCAAGGCACCUUUCCAACAGAAUACAUGUAAAUAUAGUUUACUAUGUAAAUACUAAUAACAAGUUUAUACAACAAGACAAUUAACUCCUAUGACAGGAACAGUCACGUGACAUAGACCAAGUACAUAACAAGUUUACAUCGAAUACGGUCGAUACUAACAUAGAAUAAUAAUUAAAGAGGUAGUAUUUAAAUGUUUUGACACUAGAAAAUGUAUUUGGUGGAGCUACUUUACAAACACUGUUCCAUAAUUUCACGAUCCGGUUGAAAUAUGAGUUCUGAUAUGUUGUGGUUUUACACAAUGGAGUCUUGAGCAACAGGUUGGGAUUACGACAUAGACGGGAGUGGUUAUGGGUUACAAACGAGACAUAGUCAUGAACAUUGAGAUCGGAAAUACCAUAAAGAGCCUUGUAGAAGAACAUUAGAUCUUUUAUCUCUCUAUCAUAACACAAAGGUAGUAAGUUCAGAUCAACGAGACGCUCGUUGUAGCUGGAAUCACCCUUUCUAGCUUUCAAUAUCCAUCUAGUGGCUCGUCUCUGCACACGCUCUAUCUUUGUCUUCUGUGAGCAGAUGAUGUAUGGGGACCAAACUUCACAGGCAUAACAUAGACUGGAUUUUACCAACGAAAGGUACAAAGUACGUCGGACGCUGACGUCAGUCAGGAAAGGGCAUGUUCUCUUCAAUAGACCGAGCAGCUUGUUGGCUUUAGCUGUGAUCUCAUGGAUAUGAGAAUCCCAUGAAAGCUUUCCAGUCAUUGUCACCCCAAGAUCUUUCUCUUUUUCAACAUGAGUAAGAGUGGUUGAGCCCAGUCGGUAUGUGAAGUCCACAGGUUGUUUCUUUCGCGACACAGUCAACACUUUACAUUUUAACUCGUUGAACCUCAUGUUGUUGGUAUUGCUCCAGGUGGCUAGGUUUGUCAGGGUUUGUUGUAAUAGGCGAGCAUCAUCUUCGCAAGUAAUUUUCCUGAAUGUUUUUGUGUCGUCAGCGUACAAAGCAGUUUCUGAUAUAUCGGGAAUGAUGUCGGGUAAAUCUUUGAUGAAUAAUACAAACAACAUUGGACCAAGUAUGCUACUUUGUGGUACACCAGAUGUUACUGAGGACCAACCUGAAGCAACACCAUCAACGACAACUCUUUGGGUCCGACCAGUUAAGUAGUCGACAGAGUCAAAAGCUUUGGCAAAAUCCAAGUAGACAAUGUCUGUUUGAAUAUUACUGUCAAGGUUUUCUCCAAUCUUAUGUAAAACUUGCAGCAGUUGUAUAGUGCAUGAUCGAUUGCGUAGGAAACCGUGUUGUCCUAAGGAGAUAGCGCUAAUUACGUGUUCGUAUAGUCGCCUACAUAUACGCAACGUUUCAAUAGUUUUGCGAUGAUAGGCAAAGCUAGGGAUAUCGGUCGGUAGUUCUCCGCUGGUUCUUUCAGAUGUUUCUUGUGAACUGGUGUCACGUUCGCUGAUUUCCACUCUACCGGAAGUCGUCCAACACGCAAGGAUACGUUAAAUAAUUCACAGAUACUAGGCGCAAUGUGCCGACCACAUUCUUUUAGUAGACGGGCUGGUAUCUUGUCAGGGCCACUCGCUUUGGUGAUGUCUAAAUUUCUGAGGUAAUUUUCGACUUCAGCCACAUCAACUGUUUAUUCACCCAAUCCCGACUCAGUUUCAGACGCCUCACCAUCACAAUCCCCGAUGUCAGUACUGGAUGUUGUAAAUACUGAGGAGAAGUAAGAAUUCAGAAGCUCGGCUUUUUCUGCAGAAGACUUUGCUGUAAUACCGUUGAAGACAAUGUCAGAAGUCUGUUUUGAUCUGCUAUGCAAAAUUGCUUUGUGGUAAGUCCAGAAAAGUUUUGGAUUAGUUGCAAAUGAUGUUUCGAUUUUCCUUAGAUAUUCCCUAUGCUUCUUUUUAACUAGCGACUUGACGGCGUCACUUAAGCCUCUUAGCUUUUGUUUUCUCGUUUCACACUUGUUUUGGCGGUAUCUUUUUAAUGCUGAGUAUUUCUUUCGAAUGAGAUGACGAACUUCUUUAUCUACCCAAGGAAGAGAGUUGGUAUCCUUUAUUGUUUUAGUUGGGAUGUGGUUAUUUACUGCGUCAAGGAACGACUUUUUCCAGCAAGACCAAAGUUUAUCGAUAUCGUUCGAUAAACUUUGACUGGUGACCGAUCGGUGACCCAGUCCAUGCUGUAUACAAAGAAAAAAACGAUACAAAUAAACAUUUGCGUCCAAAAUCCCUCACCCUCAUCUUAUCGAAGGUAUAUAGCAGAAGAGUUUGUCAUUGAUAUAGUUACGUGAAUGCAGCAGUCAUGCCCAAGUCAUGCCCAAGUCAUGCCCAGCAAUAUGGAACCGUUCAUCCACUACGCAUGCGCUUAUUAGCAUAAUCCACUCGUUUGCAAAAUCCACUGACGGGAAUGGUGCUACACUACUAGAGUGGUCCUUUUCGACUUCAAAAAAAGCAUCUGAUCUAAUUGAUCACCGUGUUCUUGCAGAAAAACAAUCUAUUAAUAACAUCCCAAGGGCAAUUGUUUGCUGAAUCUUAGAUUUUCUGAUGUGUCGAAAGCAAAGAGUAAAGUUAAUCAGUCACUACUAGUUUAUCGGAAUGGAGAGCAGUCCCGGCAGGUGUACCGUGGUCACUUGAUAUUACGAUAAAUGACUUGAAUGUGAUCUCCUUCUCUUUUAUAUCACUUGCAUUCGCACUGUAACAGUAUAAUCAUCAAUUGUCUUUGCCAGUGUAGGUAGUGCCAAUAAAAUGAAUAAACUUCCGUUGGUAUAGGGGUGCAUGAACUACCUGAAAAUAUAUAAGCUAAAUAUUCCACAGCACAUUAUCACAAUAAGUUGGCAGAAGCGUGCACUGCGUAUUAUAUAUAGAUCCGGAACUAUCUUACAACCAGGCUCUACGAGUUCUGAACAUUACAACUCUAUCUAGUAGAAGACCAGAAUUCAGUUAAAUAAUAAAUUGUUUCAGGAAAUCAUCGAAGACAAUUUACAUAAACUGCGCAAACUUCUACCUCCUCGGAACACUAAUACCGUAUGCUUACGUAACAUGCGUAUAUGUUCUAGGCACCAAAAUGUAAAACAAAUAGGUUUAAGGUAGAACAUAAGUUUAGUUUUUGGUGUAUGUAGGCCUAUAUAGCUAUGUAUUUUAUAUUUGUAAAGGUUUUUAUAAUUUAGCCGAUUUGGUGCUGUAAGUUAUAACUUCAAUAAACCAUGUCAUCUAUCUAUAUCAAUUAAACAACUUUAAAAACUACUCGGGGACAUAGUACCUGAUUCAUGUAAUUUUAUAUAAUAUAUUAUGAUACUUAAAUUAAUGUAAUUAUAUAAUUCAACUCACUUUCAAACAGGAUUUUUCAAGAGGUUUACUUUAUUUUUAACAACGUUUCGGACAGUUUUACUGUCCGUCUUCAGGUUAUUACAACUUUGUAAAUGUUGACCACAAUGGGUCAACAUUUACAAAGUUGUAAUAACCUGAAGACGGACAGUAAAACUGUCCGAAACGUUGUUAAAAAUAAAGUAAACCUCUUGAAAACUCCUGUUUGAAAGUGAGUUGAAUUAUAUAAUUAAUGAUGACCAGAGGUGAAAGUUUUAGAAGAAUAAUUAAAUUAAUGUAUAUUUAUUUUAUAGCUUACAAGCAAAUUCUACAUGGUGUUUCAGGCCAGUUUUACACGGGAGAGUUUAUUGGGAUUCUUGGUCCUUCAGGUAUCGCAUAUAAUAUCAUUUAGCACUAAAAUUCAAAUAUUAAGAAUGGCAAGAAUUUUCCCCCAGCUUCUCGUUCGUCGCACACAUGCACAUCAGCAAAUGAAUAAAGUAAUGUCAAACUUUUUAAUAAAGUUGGAAAACCGAGCAACGUACAAUUGCAUUUAAGAAAUAGAAAAUAUUUUCCGUGUUUCUACAUAUACAGUUAUAUAGCUAUAGCAACAUGCCUGGGAGUUUGGGAGAACAAGAAAUAAUCAGCGGGAAAACGAGCCCGAAGGGUGGAUUUUUCCACGCAAAUUCGAAGAAUAACCCAAGAACAGUUUUAAAUUAAUUAACAGCUCUGUUUUUUUAUAUCAAAAACUUUUUUGAAAAUAAUUUUGAAACAAAUGAUAGCGAUAUCACAUUUAUUAAACGACGUUUCGUUGCUACAGCGGCAUCAUUUUCAAGUUAUCGAUUCAUUUACAAAUUCUCACACGGUCACACCUCAGCAUGAAGUUAGCUCGAUCGGUUGCCCUGCAGUCGCUCGUCAAUUUCAUAUAGCUACAUAGUCAAGUUCUUUCGUUUAAACAGAAAAUUGCCAGACGAUUGUAAUAAUUGAUAAUAUCACAUUUUUUCAAGUACAGCGCAUGCUAAAAUUGUUUUUUGUUUACUCCUUACAAUUUUAGCAACACGCUUCUCAAUCUCGUACCCAGAGCAAUGCUUGUGCGCGAGCUAGGAUGGUAUUGGCUCUGGGGAAAUUGAAUUUUUCCUGUGCUGUGAGUGGUUUAACGUUUAUCAAUCGUGCAUGCCGAUAAAGAACAAUUUCCCCAGAGUCAAUGCCUUCCUAGCCGGCGCACAGGCAUUAAUUGCUCUGGGUACGCGAUUGCACGCUUCUCGACCAAGCAACGCUUAUAAUUGCGCAUACUAUAAAUGUUAUAUUUUAUUAUAAUAUAUACAGGAUGUAAUUAUACCGAUCUUGUGCGUUUAACAUUGAGUGAAGAGAUUUAAUUUUUCAGAUUAGGGAUUUAGAGUUUAAAUGGUACUUUUUAUCAUUUCAAGAAAAACGACCUAAUAUGUUAGCCUGCCGGUCAAAGUCUGCACAUUUCCACCUUAAUUGGUGCAUUCAGUUUAUUAAAGCAGUCUUAACAAAUUAGAAAAAGAAAUUAAUAAUCACUAACGUGUAAUUUAUCCCAUAUGUAAGGCCUUUUAAAUUAAAAUUCAUGAAUUUGAGAUCCAUAAAGCUAUAAGAUUCGCAUUAAAUAUUUAUUAAUAUUAACUAGUUUUAAUUGUUUCUUCAUUAGGUGCUGGGAAAACAACACUGGUUAAUAUUCUUGCUGGAUACAAGUAUGUGAGAUCUCUGCUUACUAUGUGUAAUUAUUGAAUUUAUUUCCAACUGAAACGAUAGCGACAUUGCAGUCAUUGCACGCUACGUUUUGGCUUCAAAAAUGCAAGGUAAUCCGCUUCCGCCGAUCGAGAUCGUGAUAAAAUUUGGUCAUUAUAUUCUUCAAUAUUUAGUUUCUUCUACCCUUAUGAAGACCAACUUCAAUAUUUAGUUUCUUCUACCCUUAAAAGACCAUUGCAUGUCGUUUUCAAUUUAAAUUCUGGUGCAUCUAGUGCAUGUCAUCUUUUGUUAUGUCCACUUCAUUCAUUAAUUGAUUUGAAAUUGUUGUUUAAUGUUAAAUAUGCAAGUCAAUACAUAAUAAAUAUUGACAUAUUAACAGUUUGAGGUUGAACGCAUGUUUUUAAUAAGCCCGUGUGCAAUGUGACAGCUAGUGAUGAUGAUGUGUACUACCAUAAUUAAUAUAGAAUAGAUGGUUUGGAAACUCAUUAGAAUAACAAUCACGUAACUCAUUAUCUAUAUGUUAAUCAACGUUUAUUCAUAAAUAUGUUCCUUCACCAUCACGUGUGUAUUGUAUUUUUGCCAAAUCCAUCAAUAGCAAUUUCCAAUUUACCCUAUUGUUCGAGUCACGGAUAGGUAAUUUUCCUAAAAUAUUGCUAUUGGUUACCUGAGCAAAAUAUACAAUACGCAUGUGACGGUGAAGGACCAGAUUUAUGAAUAAACGUUGCCUAACACAGAUAAUAAGUUACUGUAUGUUGUUAUUCUGAUAAAUUUCGUAACCUCUAUUCCAUUAAUUAUGGUAUUACAUGAUACAAGACACGAAGAUACGAAAGGCUUUCCGCUCGAAACGUGGAAGUCUUUCUUGUGUAUUUUUCAUUUAGUUGAAUCCAUAUCCAUCUCCAUUUCUAUGCUGUUUUUGUUAUACUUUACCUACACUGUGGCAAAGACCGUUCGAGUCAUGUAUAUGAAGCAUUUAUAUAGGAUACAGAAUUCAAAAUUAAAAUAUCUGAUUUGGAUUUUCUUUACUGCAUGGACAACCCCAAAAAAGUAAACGUUCGGAAUGAGCAAGACAACGAAAUUUCAAUGCAUCUUACACUCUACUGCAGAAUUCCUUUAUAUAACAUUCUAGCUAUAUCAUUAAUUGAAUCUUCUUCUGUUCUUGACCAUUUUGUGGCAAAGCAAUCUUUUAAACCUCAAAAUCUAACAAAAUUUAUCUGAACUUUAUUUUACAAACCUCAAGUACACUGCACACCAUACCCCAGAUGUUUAAAUUAUUUAAUCUGUUUUAUAAUGCGUUAGGGCUAUGUUAUUUAACGGUAUUUUGUAGUGUAUCAUAUAUAAUUUGAUUUACAGGAGUAAUGAUGCCGGUGGCUCGGUACUUAUUAAUGGACGUCCACGUGACUCAGAUGAAUUUCGCAAGUUGUCUUGUUUUAUUAUGCAAGACGAUAUUUUAUUGCCAUAUUUGACCGUUUUGGAGUCGAUGAUGGUAAGUGUCAAUAUAUACUGUAUAUAACCCAUUUUAGCUUAUUUUCAUAAAAUGCACUAUUCUUGCUAUCUUUGCAUACAACUCAUGUUUUCAAUGGCGAAGGUGUUGGCUCAAAAUGUCAGAAAACUACUUUUGUUCUUCUUUUUUUUUCAAGUAAGCGCGAUAACUUGCCCGAGGGUUUUAAAUAUAACUGGGUAACUUUUUAGAGAACGACUUGAGCUCUAAAAGCUGAGUAUUGGUGGGCGAGGUGGGCGUACGUGUCACGCAAGUUUGUUUUUUUCUCCAGACGAAACAAAGGGAAAUUACCGCACUCUUAUAGCCCUUACUUCCAUGAUAUAGAGAUUUUAAAGUUGACUUUCGCUACCAUUAAGGGACCUUUAACCAAUCAGAUGCGUUUGAUAUAUGCGUUUAACCAAUCAGAUGGGAGUCAAGUCUGAAACUUCUAUAAUGCUGCCUUUGAGUUAUUUUGGAUUUUGCUUCUAAAUUUCUUUAAUAAACCAUUUAUUUGUUUUGAACUGUAGAAUUAAAGAAUGAGCUAUAGGCACUAUAUAUAUAUAUUCAGCGGUUUACUAUAUGGCCAGCACGCCAAGUAAUAGGUGAUAUUUAAUUGUGCUUGAAAAAUGUUUUCAAUAAGAACAAUGCAGAUCUAGAGAACCGAUACGGUUGUAGUGGAUCUUCGUACAAAAAACGUUAGUAGUAUACUUUAAAACAUUGACCGGAUUGGCUUAAAUUUUUGGUGGCCUCUCAUGUAUGGCAAUAUUUUGAUAUUUAGGUCUCAGCUUCUCUCCACCUGAAGAAAGAACUAAGGCAUGAAGAAAAGGAGGCAAUUGUAAGUACAGAUUGUGAGUACAGUGGUCACACACUGCCGUGCUAAAGAGAGUCGUGCUAACAUAAUUAAAGCUAGAACCAUAGUCUAUCAGUUCAGCGAUGGUUUGGAAGCCAGGCCGAAACUUCAAAGUUACAAAAUAGAAGACCUUUGUUUGAUGAUGAGCGGUACCUUACCGUGCACAAAUCCUUCGUCUCAAUUUCAUUAAAUAUUCGUCUCAUUGUGCAUAGUUACACGUUUCAUCUUGGCUAUCCUUAUUGGACGAUUACGUAACAAAUUUUAUUAUACAAAUACACAAUGGGCACAAUCAUCUUAACUGUGCACAAAUUAACAUGAACUCAGAAACAUAACACAAUGACUUCCGUUUCCAGAUCAUCAUACUGUAUCUUGGUAGACAAUGCUAGAACCCAUUUGGCAUUUGUGUUUGUGCAACUUGCGUCGCAACAAGUUUUGGUUCCUGAAACUUAGCCUGUAGUCUAGCAUAUUACAAAUGCAACGUCAAUAUUGUCUCCCAUCGCUAAAAACAUCAACGGCAACAUACACAAAGAAAUUACAGUAAAGGUUUUGCACAGACAGACUGCAACGAUCGCCUUUACAGAUCUCAAGUUAAAAUUGCAUUUCCCUGAUGCCUCAUUUUUAAUUUUCUCAGAAAACUUGCCGUCCCACAGAUAACACACACUUCGAAUAUAAUAUGCAUCAUUAUGCAUUAUAAGUUAUUGAUUUGUAUUAAAAACUCUCCUUAAACUAGUCGUUUAAUUAAUUAUCUGUUAAAUAUAUUUGUUAAUCGUUCAUUUGUCCACAUCAUAUUUUCCGUUCGCCGAGAAAUAUUUCAUUUGCCGACAACUCUCUGGCUGCUGUAUAGUAUUGUCGAUAAAUAUAAAAGCUUGAAGUAAAAAUUUCAAUGAAUAUAUGAACUAAUAUGCAUGCAAUCUUUGGUCUAACUUCAGGGAUGAUCUGGAAGGAUGGAAGGGGGUUACUCAUCAAGCUCCGGUCAUGGUUCAUGUGAUACGACAGUUGAGCAUGCAAGCACGUAGGGGGAGCGAACCCCCUGAAGCCUCCGGUAAUCCAUCCCUGGAAGUUUCGUACAACCAUUGUACAAAAAUGUUUACAAAAUUAGUAUAUUUUCUAUAAAUUUGAAAGAAAGAAUUUGCUGAAUUUGAAUAGCAUCGAAUAGAAGAGCCUCAUGACUGUUUGAAUUUGCAACAAACCUAUUGGACUAAUACCGUCAGGAUUCUAGUCACCAGCCAGUGGCAGAAUUUCGAGGACGUCUGUCAACUAUUGCAUCAUAUAACGAAGGAAAUUGGAAAUCAGUUAGCCCGCAUCUGAAACUAUUAAGGCUCGCCACACUCAUCAUAUUAAGGCUCGCCAUGCAGACGGCUACUUUAGAUAGUGCGCAUUCAUUGGAGAAAGAUAAUGUACUUGUCGUGUAAACGUUUUCUCCAUUUAACUGUGAUCCUUUUUAAGCAUUACCAAUCAAUAUUUAGGUGAACAGCAUUCUAAAUCAACUGGGUUUACUUGAGCUGUGUAAUACACGAUGCAAUGAUAUUUCGGGGGGACAACGCAAGAGGCUGGCCAUUGCAUUAGAACUGGUGAAUAACCCGCCGAUUAUUUUUCUGGAUGAACCAACCAGGUAUGAUUUUUUGCCAAUGUAUAAAGCUGUAAAUGUAUUUCUCAAGCAUUGUUUCAAAAUAGCCAAUCGCUGACUGACCGCAGGCUUGCCUCAAGUGAUGGUCGUCAUUUAAUUAUUUGUACAAAAUGGCAAAAGUAAAAGAUUGGUAAUUUUGAAUAUAGAAUUAUCAAUUUCCCAAAUAUUUCAGGUCAAAUCUGAUAUACGGUUCUGUAGUCUGUGUGUACAGUACAUUACAUAUGAAGGAAUUACUCCACGAUCCCUCUAGUGUGGCGAAUAUGUGCAUGGAUGUUUCCGAAGAUCGUUAAAAGCACCAAAUUGUGCACAGUAGCAUCUUUUUAUGAGUAGAACAACAUGCAAAAGUGGCGCCAUCGUGAAACUGUUUUUUUUAGAGAGUUACGAUGCUAUUAGCAUUAUUUGCUAUUAAAUUCUACUACAACAAAAAAUGUGAAAUUUUGAAUUCAAUCGCGACAAAUAUAACUUGCAUCAUCAGAAAGCUUGUAAAAAACUACAUAAAAGACUUUUAAACAGUUUUUUGAUUCUUCAAAUGGUUAUUGCUGUAAAUUAGGCACAUUAUCUCGCUAAAAGUCCCUAAUUAAUUAUUCGAUGUUUGAAAAUGCGUUUUUAACAGUUUAUAAUUCGAAAACUAUUUCAGAAUUCAAAAAACUGUCUAAAUGUCUUAUAUGCAGUUUUUUGUAAGCUUUCUGAUUAUGCAAGUAAUAUUUGUUGUAAUUGAAUACAAAAUUUCACAUGUUUUGGCUAUAAUAGAAUUCAAUAGAAGAAAAUCACCAAUCACCCGUUUUCAGGAGUUAACAGCAAAAUAGCGAUGGCCACACUUCAAAUAUCUAUUAAGCAAAUAAAACUACAUCAAUUGUAAAAGUUUGAUGCUUUUAACCUCAACGGGAACUACUGAUCAAUAAUUUUACACAUAUCCGCCUCACUACUCUAUCAGACAUUAUUUCAAGGGAGAGCUGUUAUCCAGAUCAGAGCUAUCGAAUUUAUUCAGAGCUAUUGAAGUUGAGAUUUUCAUUGUUAUAAUUAAACUCUUCCGACGUCAGACGUAGGCCUAUGUCAAAGUCUACGACGACCGGCGACUUCUGUUUUUCUGUUCAUUCUGUAUUGUUAUCUUUCAGGAUUUUCGCGGGGCUAAAUCACUAUACCUUACAUUUAUUGUAGUGGUUUAGACAGUGCAUCAGCUUAUCAGUGCAUGAACCUGCUCAAAACCCUAGCUUCCAAUGGUCGUAUUGUUGUCUGCACAAUUCAUCAACCAAGUGCCAAGUUAUUUGAAAGAUUUGAUAAAGUAAGUAUUUUUAUAUUCAUUUUAAUAUUUUACAACAAAUGAUUUUAAUGUAAAUGUGCAAGUAGUAAAGGCUAUUUUACAUGCAAAAAACAUUAGUGUUAAAUAGAAAGAGGAUUUGCUGCAUGCACGUACACGCUGAAGCUAGAACAUGUGAUAUGGCCAUAAUUGCCGGUACGGAAAUCAAGAGUUGUAAAGAAAGGCAUAUUAUAACCACAUUGCGUAGAAUUCGCGAUCAUAUUUAGAGAAUGUUCCAACUAUAACUAAAAAUCUUGAAAAAGUCUUAUGAUCAGUUAUGAAGAGUACAACCCGAAAAUGAGAAAUGUAAACAUACAUCAACCCCAAAUCAUGUUAAAAAGCGAUUGGAUCCUGUGGUUUUUAGGUUACAUAAGUUAAUAACUCAAUAAUAAGUAUAGCUAGUUCGUGGAUGUGCAUUUUACUCAUUUCUGUUAAUUCUAGCUGUCGUUAAUUUGUCUUAUUUUUAGCUCUAUUUGUUGGCUGAAGGUAACUGUUUAUAUCAAGGAACAGUUGAUGCCCUAUUGCCAUAUAUGAAGGAACAAGGUUUUCAUUGUCCAAACUAUCAUAAUCCAGCUGAUUACGGUAAAAUGCUAUUUUUUAUACAUUUCACAAUUUUAUAUACACUCCUCAGAGCAAUUACAAUUAUUGUAUAUAGUAUAAUAUCAUAAUUACUAAAAAAUUGAAUUUGAUGAAUUAAAAUUGAAAUGUAGUGCGGAUUUAAAAACUUUUCACUAAACCAUAGGUCUCCCGAAAAGGUCUUUUAUUUUUCAAAAAAGUCCAUACAAUUUGCUUUAAAAUACAAUGCUUUGACAUGCAAUGCUUCAAUGAACAGUAAAACCUCUAUAAUUUGCAUUACAUGAAGUACGUGUAACAUCACAAUAGCGUUGCGUCAUUAUGUAAUAUAUAUCCUCAAGGUUGGCAACUAAAUACAAAUUUAAAACUGUAUACACAAACUUAAUGACGAAAAAACUCGUACAUAAACAUUGAAAUUCAUUAAAAAAACUAACUCACUAUGGUAAAAAAUAACUGUAAUAUACUUCUACAUUGUGUUUUUUUGUUCUCUCAUCACUUUAAAACUAGUUAAUUUUGCGAAAAUUCCGAGGAAAAUGGCUCAAUUUGGUCAAAACUAUGCGGGAUGACUCCUCCCGGCGUUACGUCAUAAAAUAAAGUUCUCUGAUUUGCUGAAAAUGUUUAAAAUUUCAAAAAAACUCUCCGAUUGGCUGGCCGAAAUUUCCCAGCGAAUCAGAGAGCUUUAUUUUGUGACGUAACGCCGGGAGCCAUCAUCCCGCAUAGUUUUAAUUAAAUUGAAUUACGAAUUUGAUGAGCUUUCCUCGGAAUUUUCGAAAAAUUAACUCGUUUUAAAGUGAUGAGAGAACAAAAAAACACAAUGUAGAAGUAUUACAGUUAUUUCUUACCACAGUGAGUUAGUUUUUUUUAAUGAAUUUCGAUGUUUAUGUACGAGUUUUUUCGUCAUUAAGUUUGUGUAUACAUUUUAAAAUUUGUAUUUAGUUGCCAACCUUGGGGAUAUAUAUUACAUGUCUUACAUAAUGACGCAACGCUAUUGUGAUGUUACACGUACUUCAUGUAAUACAAAUUAUAGAGGUUUUACUGUACAUUGAAGCAUUGCAUGUCAAAGCAUUGCAUUUUAAAGCAAAUUGUAUGCAUAUAACAUACUGUGAUUGCAAAAUGAGCUAGUAUUUAUAUAUUCUUGAACUGUCUGUGCUAGUGUAGGUAAUUAUAUAGGUAGUGCCAAUAAUAAUAAAACAAGCUUUCGUUGGUAGGGAUACAACUACCUUAUAUUUUUCAGGUACUUGCAUUCCUAUAUACCAACGAAAGCUUGUUUAUAGUAUUUAAAUAUAUAUGCCAUCCAGGCGAGAUGACUGUACGUCAUUAUUAUAUAGUAGUUUUAAUAAUGAUUUUGGGAUAAAGUCGUAACAGAUUUACCGUAUUGAUCACUAAAACGCUGGGCGAAUAUAAGAUGUUUUGUGUCCCAGUAUGUUUUGUUUUAUAUUUUCCUCCGCCAGGAGGUUAUGUUUUCAUCAUGGACAGAGUAAACUGAACGUAUAAUUAGCCAAUUUUUACAUAAUUAGGGGCCGACCAUUUAACUUUUGAGAGGGGGGGGGGGUGAUUUGCAAUCACCCCAAUUUAGAAUAGCCUGCAAGGCUAUUCUAAACAAAAAGAAAUACCUGCACUAACAAACUGGGGGGGGAAAUAUCCUGCCCCAUUAUUUGGUGGGAAAAAAUGUUACAAAACAGCAUGGUUGCAGGGAUCGGUUUGACCAGUCCCAGAAGAUCAGCUGGCUUGAUUUUCAAGAACUAAUGUAAGGUUAAUUUCUUGUUGGAAAACUCGUCAAAAUACAAGAAAUAGCUUAUCUGACUGCUUCAAAAUUUUCUUUUCCCGUGUUAUACAUAGUAUUUGGCAUGUUGAUGCACCAAUUGCAAAAUACCACAAGCGUUAAUUAAUUAACUUGCUGAGAGUUGAGAACAUUUUACUUCAUAGUUAUCGAAGUUUCAUCCGGGCAAUAUGGUGACGUAGUUCCAAUGUUGGUAAAAGCAUGGAAUGCUUAUGUGGCAGAAAAUAUGUCCCGAGGAAGCUCAACAAGCAGUAGUACAAACUCUAAUUUUAAACAAAUGAUGGUCUCCAUUCUUCCAUGCACCAUGAAAUCUGAAAACAAGAAUAUCUUUGGCGGCGUUAGCCAACUUUCACAGGUAUCUUUUUUUUUUAUAUAAGUGUGUUUUAGUUCACGGAAUGUGGAAGAGUGUUCAAUAUGAUGCUUGUGAUGUUUCUCUGAGUGUAUAUCCACACCGAGCAAGCUUGAAAAUAUAUAUGCCUGUCCACUGUGGGAAUCGAACCUACGACCUUUGGAAUACUAGCCCAAUGCUCUGCCAACUGCGCUACGCGGUCAGGUCGGUUCGAGUAUAUGAUAUUUCGGAACAGAUCCUAGUUCCUUCGAUAUCAAUGUAAUCUAGUAAUCAUGAUUUUUUUCUGUGCUGGUGUAAUGUACUCAGGUGAAUAUGAUGCUUGUUAUGUUACUCUGAGUGUAUAUCCACACCGAGAAAGCUUGAAAAAUAUGCCUGUUCAUGGUAGGAAUCAAACCUACGACCUUUGGAAUACUAGCCCAAUGCUCUGCCAACUGAGCUACGCGGUCAGGUCGGUUCGAGUAUGUGAUAUUUCGGAACAGAUUCUACUUCCUUCGAUAUCAAUGUAAUCGACUAGUAAUCAUGAUUUUUUUCUGUGCUGGUGUAAUGUACUCAGGUGAAUAUGAUGUUUGUUAUGUUACUCUGAGUGUAUAUCCACACCGAGCAAGCUUGAAAAAUAUGCCUGUUCACGGUAGGAAUCAAACCUACGACCUUUGGAAUGCUAGCCCAAUGCUCUGCCAACUGAGCUACGCGGUCAGGUCGGUUCGAGUAUGUGAUAUUUCGGAACAGAUUCUACUUCCUUCGAUCUCAAUGUAAUCGACUAGUAAUCAUGAUUUUUUUCUGUGCUGGUUGAUGUAUCACAUACUCGAACCGACCUGACCGCGUAGCUCAGUUGGCAGAGCAUUGGGCUAGUAUUCCAAAGGUCGUACAGUAGGUUAGAUUCCCACCGUGGACAGGCAUAUUUUUCAAGCUUGCCCAGUGUGGAUAUACACUCAGAGUAACAUCACAAGCAUCAUAUUCACCUGAGUACAUUACUGACCAGCACAUGCAGAUAAAAUAGUGUUCAAUAUAACAUACAAAACAAAUAUAUAGAGACCUUCUCAUGCAAGGGGUUAUCACUGGAAUAAACGAACCAUUUCGAUACUUCGUUUUCUAGAAAAUUUUCACGUUUCGUCGUGAAAAUAUAUCCAUAUUAUAG